GUGUGGUGUGGCCGUGUGGGUGAGGUUUCCUCCGUCAGAGGCCAAAUUGUUGGAGAGGCAGGGCAGAGGCUGGCCCCUCGCGAGUUUGUGUGCCGGCGGGUAACAGCCACGGCGAGGCUCGGCGGCCGUCCCCGGCGUCCGGCGGAGCCGUUCGACGGCGCCGGCGAAGCAGAGGCGAGGCAGCCGGCGACGCGGCGGCGACAUCGGCGGCGGCGGCAGAUGGGGGCGCGCGUCAUGGCGUGGUGGCGGGCAAGGGUGGUCGCGCCCAUGCGCCGCGCCUGCAGGCUCGCCGUCGCCGCCGCCCGCGCCCGCGUCCGCAAGGGUGAGUGCGGGGUCCUGAACCUUCACCAGGACGUGCAGACGUGCGGCUACCACGACGUGCAGGUGAUGUGGGACAUGCUCAGCUCCGACAAGGAGGCCGCUGCCGCCGCCUCGGCACCCGCGAAGCAGCAGCAGCGGCGGAAGAGGCCGUUCUGGAAGCUGCCUCCGUCGUUCUGGCCCGCCGGGUCGCCGCGCGCCGCCGCAGCGCAAUGAAGUGAACGGUGUAGGAGCUGGUGCCUGGCAAUGUGGACAGAACGCCUGUACCAUGGCACCCUGCCGCUGUCAUGCUGCUGCCUGUCAUUGCGCCGCGAGUUCAUGGCAAUGAUCCCUGCGACCAGACCAGCCCGACCAUGCAUGUGUACACAUGAUUUUUGUAUAGUUUUUGGACAGUGCAAAUCGCUUCUCCUCUGAUCUGGUGUUAAUUUGACCGUGCUCUGGCGUGGACAGAGCAGUUUGGACUUCGGACUUGCCCCCGUCGAUUUAGUGUUUGAUUAUCAUCAUGCAGGGGGCAGCUAAUAUUCAACAUGCAAUUUGAAGAGGAAGUCAUGUAUUAGUCA
This is a messenger RNA of Triticum dicoccoides, 878 nucleotides long. RefSeq lists its product as uncharacterized. The transcript has 2 exons. The coding region runs from base 220 to 534 and encodes 104 amino acids. Lineage: Eukaryota; Viridiplantae; Streptophyta; Magnoliopsida; Poales; Poaceae. The record is from RefSeq and is a predicted model, not a curated record.